Messenger RNA from Misgurnus anguillicaudatus (oriental weatherfish), 1332 nucleotides. Its product is annotated as arrestin domain-containing protein 3. Gene Ontology annotation, biological process: protein transport. Gene Ontology annotation, cellular component: cytoplasm; plasma membrane. NCBI's taxonomy places the organism in Eukaryota, Metazoa, Chordata, Actinopteri, Cypriniformes, Cobitidae. The record is from RefSeq and is a predicted model, not a curated record.
UUCUUACCCCAAUGACAGCAAGGAUCAUUUUUUGAUACACAUUUCAGUUUCUGAUAUAAUAACAAACACUAUGAUUUUAUCAUGUGGUUAACAUGCAAAAUCUGUUGCUAUAGGUGUUGUUAGGUAAGAGGCGUGUCUUCUCGAAGUGAAACCUGUUCAGCCAGUCUGGAGAUGACAAUCAAGACAUUCGCCAUUGAGUAUAAUGCUGUAAAUGAUCGCAAUACGUUCAGCAAUGGAGACACUUUGACUGGUAGAGUUAUCGUGGAAGUCACUAAGGAAACGAAGAUCAAGGAUGUUACUGUGAAGGCGAAGGGCAAAGCCAAUGUGGCUUGGACUGAAUCACAUGGGGAAGAAAGUGUGACGUAUUGGGACAAAGAAAAGUAUUUCUCGCAAACUCAAUCUGUCUUGGAGGAUAAAGCAGUUGGUAAUGCCCUUCUUGUAGCCGGAAGACAUGUGUUCCCUUUUGCGUUCCAGCUUCCCUACCAGGGUCUACCUUCGUCUUUUAAAGGGGCUCAUGGGAAAAUUCACUACACACUUUCGGCCAAGCUGAGCAGGUCUGUGUGGCCGGGGAAAAAAGCGGAAGCAAACUUCACAUUUGUUUCGAAAGACGAUUAUAAUCAGCCAACAGUGAUGGCACCUCAACAGGGGAGUAAAGACAAGAAUGUUGUAUUCUUUGCAUCUGGAAAUAUUUCCAUGGAUAUAUUUUUGCCCAAGACAGGCUAUCAACAAGGUGAAGGCCUAGUCAUCAAUGGUGAAAUUGUCAACAGCUCAACUCGAAAAAUUGUGCCGAAGUACAUUAUAUACCAGAAGCAGAGCUUCUUUGCGGGGAAAAGGGCCGUCCACACCACAGACAUCCUAAAGGAGAAAGAUGCACCUUUAACUUCGUCCACCAGACAGAAUUUGUCGAAAGUAUUGCAAAUCCCAUUCGAAAUCACCCCCACCAUCCAAAACUGCCGCAUCAUCAAAGUGGAGUACAGACUGAAGGUCAUUUUGGAUGUGUCAUUCACUAAAAAUCCUGUGAUUAAACUUCCAUUGGUCAUCUUGCCCUUUAAUGAUGGUCCCUCAGUCAAAGCGCUGGAGGCAGGAUUAUACCCAGACCUGGCCAAACUGAAUUUAUAAUAGCUAUAAUUUAUGACAAAUUUAAUAUAUCUAUGAAAUCCUGGCUAAAGCCUCAUAACCUAGUUAUCAAAGUUUGAUUUGAUUUCGCAUCGAUUUCAAUCUUUGGUCUUACUCAGACAACAUUAAAUAUAUUAAGGUUAUAUUUGCACACAAUGUUUUUACGUUACGUAGGAUGAUUUAAUGUGGAAAACAAAAUAAAUCACAAAAAAAUGA